AUGAAAGUACUCACAGUUGAAAUAGAUGAUGACGAUGAUGAUAUAAAUCAAGAAGAUGGUGAUAUUAACAAUUCAAGAAAAGCUUUAUCCCCUAAAAACCUCAAUAUUCCAUAUGAUACUUCUAAUGAGACGCCUGGUAAUAGUAACGAUAUAUUAAGAAUGAAUGAACAGAAUGCUACAACAAUUAAUAUUCAACAAGAUGGAUCAUGUACUGAAUUUUUUGCAAAAGAUAAUUCUGAUGAUAAUGAUUUAGAACGUACCCUUGUCUCAUUCUUUUCUAAGAAAAAAGCUAAUAGUGACAGUGAUUUAGAACGUGUCAUUAGAUCAUUACUUACAAAACAAAAAAAUAAUGAUCAAAGCAAUGAUGACCUUGAUCAUUGUUUAUCAAAUAAAAAGCAAAGCCAUCAUGAAAAACUCAAAUCAUUAUCGGCAGUUAAUUCUCAAAUAAUUAAUAUUGAUGAUGAGCAAGUGCAAUUAAACAAAUCUAGAAAACGUUAUAGUAAUGAAGAAGAUAAUACUCGGUAUAGUAGAAGUCAAUGUCAACAGCGUUAUCAUGCUUCACUUGAAACAACGAAAUCUGCAGUAGCAGAAUCAGCUGAUCAUCCUUCAUCUGUGUCUAAUGGUAACGGAUUUACUAGUGAAGAUGUGUUUGACAUGUGCGAGGAAAUGAAAGUUUUAUUUAUACGAAGUAGAAAUCCUGGUCCAGAUAUAGUUACGAAUAUUGCAAAAAUUUUAUUGCCAAAUCAAGGAAAAAAUAGCGAGGGUGUAAAAUUCUUAAAAGGACGUGGUCUUGAAUAUUUAGCACAACACCGUUCACGACUUAAUAAUGAUAUUAGUAUUUAUGCAGAGGAAUAUAUAAAAAUUAAAGAGAUUUUAAAUAUUGAUGAGGUUCCAAAUGAAGAUGAAAUUGCACCAUAUAUUACAGAUGCAUUUGUUAAAGAUGUCUUUUUUUCACAAUUAGCCGUUAUUAAUGAAGAGGAAUUAUUUGAUGAUUCUACCAUUAUGAAUCCAUUAAAAAUAUAUUUAAAAAAAGCGUUUAGAUUACAUUUAACUCUUGAAGUAUCACAUUUAAAUAAUCCUAGAAUUGAUAAUCAUCACACGUUACAGCAAAUUAAAGAACUGGAUUAUUUGACUAAUGAUUUGAUCAUUCCAAACGUAACUCAGAAAAAUGCAGCAAAUCAAGUGGACUUGUCAACAAUUACACAAAGCCGUCGUACUCGUAGAUUAAAUAGAAGAAGUUUUAAUUUACAGUAA
Rhizophagus irregularis DAOM 181602=DAOM 197198 is the source of this 1254-nucleotide messenger RNA. The record is from RefSeq and is a predicted model, not a curated record. Lineage: Eukaryota; Fungi; Glomeromycota; Glomeromycetes; Glomerales; Glomeraceae.